Lichtheimia ornata is the source of this 1263-nucleotide messenger RNA. RefSeq lists its product as uncharacterized. Lineage: Eukaryota; Fungi; Mucoromycota; Mucoromycetes; Mucorales; Lichtheimiaceae. Gene Ontology annotation, biological process: transmembrane transport. The transcript has 3 exons. The record is from RefSeq and is a predicted model, not a curated record. The coding region runs from base 1 to 1263 and encodes 420 amino acids. Gene Ontology annotation, cellular component: membrane; endoplasmic reticulum.
AUGGAGAAACAAAAGUGGUUGUCAAGAUUAAACAUGGUGUUCUUCACCCCUUGUCUACUCUUUUCAAACAUUUCAUCGGUCAUCUCCCUCGAAAAGUUGCUCGCCUAUUGGCCUAUACCUGUAUUUUACGUCUGCUUUGCGCUUGUAUCCUUUACGUUUGUCCAUGUCGUAUGUCGUUUAGUGCGACUCAAUGCAGAAUUUCGAGGCUUUGUGACGGCAUGUGUCAUGUUCUCAAAUACCAACUCGCUCCCUAUUGCUGUUAUUACAAGCUUGGCUGUUUCCGAAGCGGGCAAGGUACUUUAUUGGGACGCUGAUGAUACACAAGAGGCAGUGGCCGCUAGGGGAAUUUCAUAUACCUUGUUUUAUGCAAUCUUUGGAAACCUUUUACGAUGGUCAUAUGGAUAUCGGCUAUUGCAAAUCCCCAUCAAGGAUGACGAGGAAGAAGAAUUUGAUUAUGGAACAAUGACCAGUGACUAUGGCACAUCUUCUGGAUCAGGCUCUAUCAUGUCAUCGUCACGACCUCAUAGUCCAAUUUUGUUCAGUGGUAGGAGCAGUAAAUAUGGUGGCGAUGCGAGUCGUACCACAAGUGUGAAUGAAACAAGUGGGUUGUUGUCAUCGUUUCCAGCUCUUCCAAGCGAUGCUGCUGACGAUCAGCUUCAACAAGAUGAUCAAUUAAGCAUGAAAACGCACGUCAAGCGCAAGAUGGCAACAUGGGCACGUUCAAUUCAUCAAUUCAUGACCCCACCCUUGUAUGCAGCUUUCCUUGCUAUUGCUGUGGGUUUGAUACCUCCUUUGAAACAGCUCAUGUAUGAUACUUUUGUACAUGCAUCUGUUACCUUGGCUAUCCAAUCUUGUGGCAAGGCUGCUGUACCCAUUAUUCUCGUGUGUCUCGGUGCUCAACUUACGGACAUUUUAGAAAAAGAAAUGCAACAGCAAGAGACGCAUUACAACCGAAAAGCGGUUGCAACAGCUAUAAGCAUCCGCAUGAUACUUGCACCUUUGGUGGUGAUUCCCAUUGUAUUGGCAUUUGUAAGAUAUGGCUCUGCAUACGCUGGUGUGGCGGCAGAUCCAGUCUUUAGCGUCAUGAUGAUUAUUGUCGGUUGUACACCCACAGCUAUCAACCUCGUUCAAAUAUCACAAGUAACAGGAGCUUUCGAGGAUGAAAUGCUGCAUUUGCUGUUUUGGAGCUAUGGUGUCGUGUGUGUGCCAGUAUUCACACUCGUCGUCUUUGCAGCACUCAACAUUGUCGAUACUUUUCUCUAA